UCAGGGUCGGCCCGGUGGCGCGACCUGGCCGCUAUCACGUGCCUUAUUGUUUGAGCGUCAAUACAGUCUGUGUCCGUUGUCAACCGCCAUCGCAUGCUUACCGUAGAAAUCAUGAUUUCCUCACCCGCGAAACGCCUACUUACGGAGGAUGAGCGCGUUUCUAAGAUCGGUUCGGAAAUUCACAGGAAUGAUGCUACUCCAUCCGACGUGACUGCGAGCAUACGCAAUGCGGCAAUGAGAGUCAGAAAGAAUGUAUUAGAGGGGUACCGCACACAGCCCUCAGCCCCAAGCACACCGAACAGCUCCCCAACUAAGUGUACAUCAGCGUCUCAUGUAGAAAAGGAAGCUUACCCUUGGGCAAAUGAUGCGCUGCGGGAAGUGUUUGCAUCUGCAACCUCCGGCAAAUAUACUCCUGCUACGUCAUCUCCCGCAAAGCGUAGACGUUCCGAGUCAAGCGAUGAUAUUUCCUCGGACAGCGAAUCAUCAGAUGACUAUAUGGAUGUUGAGAGGCCCAUGAAACCCUUGCGGACGUCUGGAGGAACAUUGAUGGCUGCACUAGGUCUGCCUCACGUACUAACCAGCCCUCCCGGCGGCGCGGAAAUGACUCGUGUUCAAAAGUACCCCGUAGCGCAGGAACACGACGUGCAUUCCAUUAUGGAUGUCGUCGGGUCAGCUUCCCACAUUGCGCAGCGUUGAACUAUGUAGUGAUCUACGCCGUACGGCGAAUGACCUGCAGCAACCGGAGGACGAUCAAAGACAGGCCUAUAUUUAUACAGGUGUUUUGCACGCCUUCUCGGUCGGUAGAUUGUAAGAGGUUGAAUAACCGUUUUAUGUAUGUACCUUGCUGCGGCGGGUUGGCAAGCAAAACAUGAAGGAUAUACAUAUAUUCGCGUACUAGCAACACUCACGCGCAUCUUACAGAAAUCUCAGGCAAGCAAAUUGCUCUGGCAUGAACAAUGUCAAGA
Suillus subaureus is the source of this 965-nucleotide messenger RNA. RefSeq lists its product as uncharacterized. The record is from RefSeq and is a predicted model, not a curated record. Lineage: Eukaryota; Fungi; Basidiomycota; Agaricomycetes; Boletales; Suillaceae. The coding region runs from base 94 to 696 and encodes 200 amino acids. The transcript has 4 exons.